This is a messenger RNA of Ctenocephalides felis (cat flea), 918 nucleotides long. Its product is annotated as protein Wnt-4-like. The transcript has 5 exons. Gene Ontology annotation, biological process: canonical Wnt signaling pathway; neuron differentiation; cell fate commitment. The record is from RefSeq and is a predicted model, not a curated record. Bases 1 to 918 code for a protein of 305 amino acids. Gene Ontology annotation, molecular function: cytokine activity; frizzled binding. Gene Ontology annotation, cellular component: extracellular region. Lineage: Eukaryota; Metazoa; Arthropoda; Insecta; Siphonaptera; Pulicidae.
AUGCUUGUAAGUGGUCCACAGCAUUUCCAUAUAAAAAAUCCAUCUGUAAAAGUGAUAGUUUACAGUCCGUGCAUGUAUUUUUAUUAUAGUGACCCUGGCUUGAUAGAUGCCAUUCAUAAAGCACAAAUUUUGGCAAAACAGCAUUGUGAUGAACAAUUUCGAUAUGAACGUUGGAAUUGCACAAUCAAUACAAAAUUAUUUAAAAAAAUCACAAAAGAAACUGCUUUUGCUCAUGCACUAGCAUCGGCAGCUAUUGCUUAUUCUGUUGCUAAAGCUUGCGCAUCAGGUUCAUUGGUCCAUUGUCACUGCAGCACUUCUACAAUUCAAGAUUCAAAUUUCUCUUUACAUAAUAGUAUUUGCUCAGAAAACUUUCAAUAUGGUCGCAAAAUAGCUAAAAAAAUAUUAAAUCCUAGCAUACCAAGUUUAAAAUAUAAACAGAGAUAUGAUCAUGAUCAACAUAUAGCAAAUCAUGUAUUACAACAUGAUUUGGGAGUUGGAUUACGUACUCUUUCGUCACAUAUUAGAAAAAUAUGUAAAUGUCAUAAUCCGAACGGACUAUGCAAAAUCAAAACAUGCUGGAAAAGGGUUGAAGAUUUCAAAAAUGUUGCUAAAGAGCUCAAAAUAAAAUAUUAUCACGCUUCAAAAUAUAAUCGGAGUAACAAAUCUUCCAGAAGCGUGCUACACAAAACUGCUAGACCGAAAUCGUUACAAUUUCUUAUUACUUCGCCUUCUUAUUGUUCUCAAACCGUGGGUCGCAUAUGUUUGAACACAAGUAAUUGUGCCAAUCUUUGCUGUGGAAGAGGUUAUCAGGAAACCUUUAUUGAAGAUUGGAAAUUCUGCAUGUGUCGAUGGAAUGGUUGCUGCCACUUAAAAUGCCACAGGUGCAUUGUUGAAAAACCAGUACUCCUUUGUAAAUAA